Messenger RNA from Rubroshorea leprosula, 1417 nucleotides. NCBI's taxonomy places the organism in Eukaryota, Viridiplantae, Streptophyta, Magnoliopsida, Malvales, Dipterocarpaceae. The record is from the annotation of a GenBank genome assembly.
UCAUCAGUACGUCUCAAAACUCACCUCUCUUCUUCUCCGAUCAUUGCAGUACUGCUCCAUUGACAACCAAACUAAACACCGGUUUCUUUCCUUCUAACAUGGCCGUUGUUCUUUGUGGGGCCAAAGAGAAUGCCACCACCACAACUCUGCUCAGCUUAAUACCAAGAAGCUGUAGCAAACAGAGGAGGUCCAGAUUGUGUCCGAGAAUGAAACUCUCAACUAGGGUCUUCUCCUUUUCAGGUGUGCUCGCAAACGCGGCAAGAUCUUCCGAGGAGAAGGUAUAUGAGGUUGUCUUGAAGCAGGCUGCUCUAGGGAAAGAGCAGAGGAAACAGAAAGCUUUGGAUUUGAGCACAACAGUCGAAAACGAUGGUAUUUCCAGUGGGGAUCUCUUGAAUGAGGCUUAUAAUCGUUGUGGUGAGAUUUGUGCUGAGUAUGGCCAAGACAUUUUACUUGGGUACCUUACUAAUGGGACUAGAACAGCGAAGAGCUAUUUGGGCAAUUUAUGUGUGGUGCAGGAGGACUGAUGAGCUUGUGGAUGGUCCCAAUGCUUCACAUAUGACCCCCAGGGCCCUUGACAGAUGGGAAAAGAGAUUAGAUGAUGUCUUCGAAGGUCACCCCUAUGACAUGCUUGAUGCUGCUUUAUCUGAUACUGUCUCAAAGUACCCUGUUGAUAUGCAGCCCUUCAAGGACAUGAUAGAAGGAAUGAGGUUGGACUUGAGGAAGUCAAGAUAUAACAACUUCAACGAGCUCUACCUUUAUUGCUACUACGUUGCUGGGACAGUAGGCCUGAUGAGUGUUCCUGUAAUGGGGAUUGCACCUGAAUCAAAGAAGUCUGUAGAAAGUGUCUACAUUGCUGCAUUAGCACUCGGCAUUGUUAAUCAGCUUACUAAUAUACUCAGGGAUGUUGGUGAAGAUGCUAGGAGAGGAAGAAUAUAUUUGCCACAAGAUGAAUUGGCAAGCGCUGGAUUAUCGGAGGAUGACAUAUUCCGUGGCCAAGUGACAGACAAGUGGAGAAGUUUCAUGAAAGAUCAGAUAAAACGAGCAAGGAAGUUCUUUGAUGAGGCAGAGAAGGGUGUUGCAGAGUUGAAAGCAACUAGCAGAUGGCCGGUUUGGGCAUCUUUAUUGCUGUAUCGACAAAUCUUAGAUGCCAUUGAAGCAAAUGACUACAACAACUUCACUAAGCGAGCGUAUGUUGGAAAAGCAAAGAAAUUUGUAUCGCUGCCUGUGGCCUACGGAAGAGCAUUAAUGAGCACUCCCACGUAGGGUGUUUUUUCUUUGGUUAAAAUACUAAUUUGGUCCCUCAACUUUUAGAUUUGUACCAAAUCAUUAUUAAAUUUCAAAAAAUUUCAAAAUUGUUCUUAAACUUUAAUUUUCAAUCUCAGUUUCGUCUUUCCAUCAAUUAAGUGAUGAUGUAACU